UCGAAGCCUGAGAAAAUGUGGGUGGCCCAGUAGUACUCUUUGCGGCGCGCGGAGAAGGUCCGAUCAAAAUUUGGAUCAUACCGGCAGCUAGCAGGCUUACAGUACGCCGGUAAAUCUAAAGCAUAGGCGGCGCAUAUUCAUUUCACGGUGCACUCAAAACCCGCCCUCUACUUCAUAAUUAUCUGUGUCAAAACUACAAGAACUCCGUUGCAAAUUUCUCAGCUCAUGGUCUCCGCCUAUUUGUAAUUAUGGCGAAUUUCUUGCCUCAGUUCCAGAGCAUAAAAAACACUUUUGAUCACAUCGUCAUUGCGGUUGAAGAUGUGACUGAUUUGUGGCCCCUUGUAAGAAAUGAGUUUGAAGAACGUUUUCCAUUCAAAAGAGCCUUACUAAACAACAAGACACGAAAUCCGGUUAUUGUGGAUGAAUUCCGUGCUGAGUAUGUAUUGACCACAGAUUCAAGACUCCGCAGUCGGUUCCCACAAGAGCAAUCUUUAUUUUGGUUCAGAGAACCAUAUGCUACACUUGUUUUAGUCACUUGUGAGGAUCUGGAUGAAUUUAAGACAAUUCUCAAACCAAGGCUGAAGUUAAUUGUUCAAAAUGAUGAACGGGAAUGGUUUAUUGUGUUUGUGUCUAAAGCACCAGCUCACAAUGACCAAGCCACCAAGAUGGCCAAAAAAGUCUAUGCCAAACUUGAGGUUGAAUUUAGCUCCAAGAAAAGGGAAAGAUGCUGCAAACUGGAUCUGCAUGGAGCAGAUCCAAAUUUUUGGGAGGAUUUGGAAUACAAAGUCAUGGAAUGCAUAAGAAAUACACUUGAUAAGCGCAUUCAGUUUUAUGAGGAGGAAAUCAGAAAGCUCAGUGAACAGCGCUUCAUGCCGGUUUGGAAUUUUUGUAACUUCUUUAUUCUAAAGGAAAGCUUAGCCUUUAUGUUUGAGAUAGCUCAUCUCCAUGAAGAUGCUCUACGUGAAUACGAUGAACUAGAGCUCUGUUACUUGGAAACAGUUAAUAUGAAUGGGAAAAGGAGAGACUUUGGAGGAUUGGAGCGUGGGGAUGAUCAGGCUGCACUUCUCAACCCGUCAAACAAGCCACUGAUGCAGAUUGUGCAAGAUGACUCAUUUAGGGAGUUUGAGUUCAGGCAAUAUCUAUUUUCCUGCCAAGCGAAGCUGUUGUUUAAGCUGAAUCGUCCAUUUGAAGUUGCCUCGAGGGGUUAUUCAUUUAUAAUUAGCUUUUCUAAGGGAUUGGCCCUCCAUGAGAAUAGGUUGCCAUUCUGUAUGCGUGAAGUGUGGGUAAUAACUGGCUGCUUGGAUAUAAUUAAUGCAACCACUUCUCGAUACAAAGAUGGACUUGUAUCACCUGAUACAGAAAGAGAAUUCUACCGUCUAAAAGGGGAUCUCUAUUCCUUAUGCCGUACUAAGUUCAUGCGCCUUGCUUAUUUAAUGGGAUAUAGUUCACACAUUGAAAGAAGUCCUGUCAACAGUGCUUCACUUAGCAUGCUACCCUGGCCUAAACCAGCAGUUUGGCCUUCUCUGCCACCUGAUGCUUCAUCCCAGGUGCUUGUGAAAGAAAAGACAAUUCUUCAAGACUCCUUAAGGCCUAAACAUUUUGGCAUUCAGAAGAAACCACUUCCUCUGGAACCAUCUAUAUUGUUGCGCGAAGCAAAUCGUCGAAGAGCUUCUCUUUCUGCUGGAAAUGUGUUCGAAAUAUUUGAUGGUCAGCCAAACACGACUGAUGGCUCAGGUUCAAUAUCUCCAUCACCCAAAGUAAAUGCAAUAUCCAUAUCUCGAACUAAUUCUUCACCUGGAUUUGAGAGUUCCAUCAGUCGACCUUUGAGGCUUUCAGAAAUAUUUGUUGCUGCUGAGCAUGCUUUACAAAAUACGAUUUCUGAUAACAAACUAUGGAAAUCAUUGUCCUCUCCUGAGGAAUUUGAGCAAAAAUAUUUGGAGCUGUCAAAGGGUGCUGCUGAAAACUAUCAUCGAUCUUGGUGGAAGAGACAUGGAGUUGUUCUUGAUGGUGAAAUUGCAUCUGUCUACCAUAAGCUUGGAAACUUUGAUAUUGCUGCCAAGUUGUACGAGAAGGUCUGCGCUCUUUAUGCCGGUGAAGGAUGGCAGGACCUGUUGGCUGAAGUCCUUCCCAAUUUAGCAGAGUGCCAAAAGAUACUGAACGAUCAAGCUGGUUAUCUCUCCUCCUGUGUGAGACUGCUAUCAUUGGAUAAAGGAUUGUUUUUGACGAAGGAGCGCCAGGCAUUUCAGUCUGAAGUUGUCCGUCUUGGUCAUAGUGAAAUGGAGCACCCUGUACCUCUAGAUGUGUCUUCCCUCAUAACAUUUUCUGGCAAUCCUGGACCUCCUCUUGAGCUAUGUGAUGGGGAUCCUGGUUCCCUCUCCGUAACUCUUUGGAGUGGAUUCCCUGACGAUCUUGCUCUUGAAUCACUGAGUCUCACUCUUACAGCCACUAAUAUCACCGAUGAUGGUGUUAAGGCUAUAAAACGCUCUGGCGCUACAAUUUUAUAUCCUGGAAGGAAUAUCAUCACGGUUUCUUUACCUCCACAGAAACCUGGUUCUUAUGUUUUGAGUGUUCUUACGGGACAAAUUGGUCAACUGAGAUUCAGAUCUCAUAGUUUUUCCAAAGGAGGACCUGCUGAUACUGAUGACUUUAUGAGUUACGAGAAACCAAUAAGGCCCAUCUUGAAGGUGUUAAACCCAAGGUCUCUGGUUGAUCUAGUGGCAGCUGUCUCAUCUGCUUUGCUGAUCAAUGAGCCUCAGUGGGUAGGAAUAGUUGUCAAACCAAUGAGCUACUCCCUUAAAGGUGCUAUACUUCACAUAGACACUGGACCCGGUUUGACUAUUGAACAGUGCCAUGGAAUUGAAAUCGAGAAGCAUACAGAUGGCUCUCAUAAUGAAUCUGAUUUGAGUGACCAGGAAGGUUCGGAAGAUGAUGCUACCCAAGUUACCACAGAAGCAAAGCAGUUGUCUCUUCAAGAUGGAAAAAUUGAGCUGCCUGACUGGGCUAGCAAUAUAGCUUCUGUCUUAUGGAUCCCUGUCCGUGCUGUCAGUGAUUGCCUUGCUAAAGGAACUCAUGCAGGAGAAGGCAUAUCCCAGCGCCAGAGUGUUGUAGAUGGGAUGAGAACGGUAGCUCUAAAACUUGAAUUUGGAGUAUCUCGAAAUCAAAUAUUUGAAAGGACAAUGGCUGUUCAUUUUACAGACCCUUUCUGUGUGAGCAUACGUGUUACAGACAAAUGCAAUGAUGGCACUCUGCUUUUGCAGGUGAUACUGCAAUCACAGGUGCAAGCUUCAUUGACCAUCAAUGAUGCUUCACUUGAUCUACAAGAUGGAUUUUCUCACACUGGAAACAGUGAUGGAAGACCAAUCUCCGGAUUCUUUCCGUUGACACUAUCUCCAAAAUCAAGAGCUUCAAUCUUAUUCAGUAUAUGUUUGAAGGAUUCUCCGGGUAAGGAUGAAGCUAACAUCCAGCGCCCAGAAAGUUUGUUAAACAUUAAGUAUGGCAUUUUGGGGGAUAGAAUGAUCGGAGCUCAUUGUCCUAUGGCUGAUGAACAUAAUAUACCGGAUGACACAAUACCGGAGCUGAUCUUUCAGAGUUCUCUUGUUUUACAGAAACCUGUGCUUGACCCUUGUUUUGCAGUUGGGUUUCUUCCACUUUCUAGUGGUCUACGAGUUGGGCAAUUUGUAACCAUGGAAUGGAGAGUUGAAAGGUUAAAAACAUUGGAUGAAAGCACAGUUUCUGAAGACAAUGAUGAAGUUCUAUAUGAGAUCAAUGCAAACUCUGAUAACUGGAUGAUUGCUGGGAGGAAAAGGGGACACGUCCAGCUUUCCAUACAACAAGGGUCUAGAGUAGUCAUUUCAGUGUUGUGUUUGCCACUAGUUUCUGGAUAUGUUCGCCCUCCUCAACUCGGCUUGCCAAACGUUAAGAAGGAAAAUAUAAGCUGUAACCCUCCAGGCCCCCAUUUGGUCUGUGUGAUGCCUCCAACUUUGAGUUCUUCCUUUUGUGUGCCAAUCUAAGCCAAAUAUAAGCGGUUUUAACAAGUGCUCUUAUAAAAAGGUUUAAUUUAAUCGCAUCAUUCAUUCGUAUUAAUUAGGAGAAAAAAAAGGGCACAAUAACAGGGCAUUCAAUUUUUCUUCCUUCCUACAAGACUUGUACAUUGUGUGUAUUUUUUCUUGGUUAUUGGAGUUGUGCCCUUGCGGGGUUAUUUACAAACUCAGCCCCCUCACAGGCAAUGCUUUCACUCUUGUAUAGCAUGUAUUUGGGGUUGUACACUAUUAUAGGUAGCUACUGUGAAGGGUAUUGCCAAUUUGCCACCUUCUUUUGUAUACAUUAUUAGGGUAGGAUGGUUAACUUUAUGACAAUGUUUAAGCAAUGGUUUUUAGGGC
Molecule: messenger RNA, 4379 nt
Organism: Cuscuta epithymum
Lineage: Eukaryota; Viridiplantae; Streptophyta; Magnoliopsida; Solanales; Convolvulaceae
Source: the annotation of a GenBank genome assembly